AACAAGAUGACCGAGGGAAAGGAGCAUUUGUCGAUCGUGAUCUGCGGUCACGUCGAUUCCGGUAAGUCGACCACCACCGGUCACUUGCUCUUCGAGUUGGGUGGUAUUCCGGAACGUGAGUUGGAAAAGCUGAAGGCUGAGGCUGACCGUCUCGGAAAGUCUUCCUUCGCUUUCGCCUUCUACAUGGACCGACAGAAGGAGGAGCGUGAGCGUGGUGUGACCAUCUCCGUCACCACCAAGGAGUUCUUCACGGAGAAGUGGCACUACACCAUCAUCGAUGCUCCGGGUCACCGCGAUUUCAUUAAGAACAUGAUUACCGGUGCCUCCCAGGCCGAUGUCGCUCUCAUCAUGGUCCCGGCUGAUGGUACCAUUUCUAGCUUCGCAUGGCUAUAUACUUUCGAAAAUCUAAAUUACUUUUCUCAUCGCAGUCGCCGAUUCAUAGCUUGCUGUAGCAUCUUCGGGAGUCUUAAAUGGUGUGAGACUCAGACUUAGUUCAGAUUUGGGUUGUCAUCUGCACGCUGCGUAUUACAAUUUUACACAAAAUGGUAGGCGCAACUGUCAACAAAAAUCACAGGUAACUUUACCACCGCCAUCCAGCGUGGUAACCACAAGGCUGGUGAGAUCCAGGGUCAGACCCGUCAGCACUCCCGUCUUAUCAACUUGUUGGGCGUCAAGCAGAUCAUCAUUGGUAUCAACAAGAUGGAUUGCGACACCGCUGGUUACAAGCAGACCCGUUAUGACGAGAUCGCCAACGAGAUGCGUAACAUGUUGGCCAAGGUCGGAUGGAAGAAGGACUUCCUCGAGAACCAGGUUCCGUACAUGCCGAUCUCCGGUUGGUGCGGUGACAACUUGGUCAAGAAGACCACCAACAUGUCCUGGUGGAAGGGUGCUGAUGUCAAGGUCGGCUCUGAGACCGUCCACGUCGACACUUUGUACGACUGCUUGAACAACAUGUGCCGUGUUCCGGAGCGACCGAUCGAUGCCCCCAUGCGUCUGCCGAUCUCUGGUAUCUACAAGAUCAAGGGUGUCGGUGAUGUGCUUGCUGGCCGUGUCGAACAGGGUAUCGUAAAGCCCAAUGAAGAAGUCAUUUUCUUGCCGACCCACACCGCUGCCAACGCCUGCGCCGGAAAGGUCUUCCAGAUCGAGAUGCACCACAAGUCCGUACCGGAAGCCAAGCCGGGUGACAACGUUGGUAUGAACGUUAAGAACUUGGAUAAGCAGAACAUGCCGCGCUCCGGUGACGUCAUGAUCUACAAGAAGGACACCACCUUGUCCGCUGUCAAGGCCUUCGAUGCCCAGAUUCAGGUCCUCGAUAUCCCGAACGAGAUCAAGAUCGGUUACUCCCCGAUCGGUUUCGUCCGCUGCGGACGUGCUGCGUGCCGUAUCUCCGCCCUCAAGUGGAAGAUGGGCAAGGAGACUGGCGGUAAUAUUUCUAAAAUUGGUUCUUUCUUCUAAGAAUCAUAGAUUUCUCAUGAUGCUCAUGCUGUUUCAGACAUGAUAGCUCUUUCAGGGCUGGUACAAAAGUGAGCACGUAAAUGAUUCUCCUCUUGUUCGAUCCACUUCUCCUAUCACCAUCAUCCACCUUUUUUCUACUCUCAGGUAAGAAGAUGGAGGAGCCGCACUCCCUGAAGUCCAACGAGAUGGCCCAGGUCACCUUCGAGCCGCAGCAGCCGCUCGUCGCUGACUCCUUCAAGAACUGCGAGGGUCUCUCCCGUGUCGCGUUCAUGGACGGAAACGGUGUUGUCAUGUUGGGAAAGGUCGUCUCUGUCGAGGCCAAGGUCUUCGAGGCCAAGAAGAAGUAAGCGACUCAUCGCUUCCAUCUUCGAUAACAUCACGGUAGGAGCACGAUAAAGCGAAGUAGAAGAGGAGAAAUGCAGAUAUAGCUAAUUGGAGGUGGCGUGGAAAAAGUUUUUGGUUUGGAGUUAGGCUUUCAGCCUGACGACCGCGACUUCUUCAUAGGGACGCGACUUCCGCUCGGCAAUGGCAGAUUUUCUCUCCUUCUCGGCCAGAGAAAUGUUUGGAGAACAAGGAAAUAUCAUGGAGGAUGGAGAUCGGGACCGUCUGAGGAAUUCGUUUCGUGUGUUGAUGCUCCUUUUCUGAGAAAGGAUGGGUUCUAAACGUGCGCGCGCGGACAUUACUCAAAAUGGAAGCAAUCUUUCAUCAUCAUCUUUUCUCUCUUCAAUUUGUACCAAUACCGCAAGCUUGCGAACUCCUUACGUGAAAAAACCUCGCGAGAGCACCCCGCUUUCGCGCCUACUCCGACAGGCAUCGGCAUGAGGCAAGUAUGUGUUGGAUCGAAAGGUGUUCAAUUCGCGGCGAAUCGAGGCCAUGAUGAAAGUGAGACUUGGCUCAUCACUCUUAAUUCUAAAGACUCCGUAGAUUGUCAAGACUCUUUCGAAGAUCCAAGCGCUCUUCACCAGAUACAACUUCACGUGAACCAUCGAUGUAGAUCAAAAGAACACGAAUUCCGUAUGCAACAUUACCGAUCUGAUGCGUCAAGUCUGAGAUCUGACCUUUUGUAAGAGAUCUGAAAAGGAGGAUGAUGCUGAUCCUACUUGCUUUAUGGUGAGAAAGUUUGCAAGUUCAGCUAGUAUUUAAUAUUCUAACCCGGAUGGGUUCAACUUGUUAUUCACAAUCUGAUCUAUUGAUGCUAUUUCCAUUGCUCUUGGCGUAACAUCAAACUCUCUCGAGUCAAUAAGCCAUAAGCCAUUUUCCAUUCCAACUACUAUCACAGGGAUUUAAGACAUUCGUCUUUUACGAGUAUUCGUCAAUUCGAGUAGUUUUACUACAUCACAACCAACAAAAUGACCGAGGGAAAGGAGCAUUUGUCGAUCGUGAUCUGCGGUCACGUCGAUUCCGGUAAAUCGACCACCACCGGUCACCUGCUCUUCGAGUUGGGUAAAAUUCUACUGUUGCAUUAGGUUUUCGAAUGUCUUAGACGAUGGAGGAAAUCACAGCUACUUUUCUUUUUGAAGUGGAAGUCUUCAAGUAUAUGCACAUGAAGAUGGAAGUUUCGUAACAUCUUCAGAUUUCGGCGCUUGUCUUUACUAUCCUCCAUUGGAAAAACUCAAUCUCUAUUUAUUCUUCAGGUGGUAUCCCGGAGCGUGAGUUGGAGAAGCUGAAGGCUGAGGCCGACCGUCUCGGUAAGUCUUCUUUCGCUUUUGCGUUUUACAUGGACCGACAGAAGGAGGAGCGUGAACGUGGUGUGACCAUCUCCGUCACCACCAAGGAGUUCUUCACGGAGAAGUGGCACUACACCAUCAUCGAUGCCCCGGGUCAUCGCGAUUUCAUUAAGAACAUGAUUACCGGCGCCUCCCAGGCCGAUGUCGCCCUCAUCAUGGUCCCGGCUGAUGGUACUGAUAAUUUUUUUGCUUCUACUUUGUGGUCACUUGCCUAUCCAGCAUCGUUGCUCGCUGGUCGCAUCAAGUCAGUAUUUCGAUUUGAUAUUGUAGAUGUAGUGUCCUUCUAGAUAGAGACGGCGUGUGUGUUGAAGCUGAUGUUGCAUACUACAAACUCAAAAAUACACAGGUAACUUUACCACCGCCAUCCAGCGUGGUAACCACAAGGCUGGUGAGAUCCAGGGUCAGACCCGUCAGCACUCCCGUCUUAUCAACUUGUUGGGCGUCAAGCAGAUCAUCAUUGGUAUCAACAAGAUGGAUUGCGACACCGCUGGUUACAAGCAGACCCGUUAUGACGAGAUCGCCAACGAGAUGCGUAACAUGUUGGCCAAGGUCGGAUGGAAGAAGGACUUCCUCGAGAACCAGGUUCCGUACAUGCCGAUCUCCGGUUGGUGCGGUGACAACUUGGUCAAGAAGACCACCAACAUGUCCUGGUGGAAGGGUGCUGAUGUCAAGGUCGGCUCUGAGACCGUCCACGUCGACACUUUGUACGACUGCUUGA
Messenger RNA from Amoebophrya sp. A25, 3900 nucleotides. The record is from the annotation of a GenBank genome assembly. Lineage: Eukaryota; Dinophyceae; Syndiniales; Amoebophryaceae.